Molecule: messenger RNA, 490 nt
Organism: Oppiella nova
Lineage: Eukaryota; Metazoa; Arthropoda; Arachnida; Sarcoptiformes; Oppiidae
Source: the annotation of a GenBank genome assembly
GGAGUUUAUGAGUGGAAAAAAGUUUUGAUGUAUUCAUGACUCGUGUGACACGUGCUAUGAAUACCAGUGCCUGUGAUUGGCUGUAGUGUUGGCCCACAGUUCACAUCCAAAUCGUUUAAGGCUUGCGUUUAUCGUUCAUUGCAUUCAUUCAGUCGUUAGACUAGACAUACCUCACGACAUAUCACUCACGAGUAUUAGGUGUCCCCCGAUACAUAUCACCUCUUGUUUGCUCCCAACAAAUCAGUGCUCAACAAUGCGUGAAAUAGUGCACAUCCAGGCCGGACAGUGCGGCAAUCAGAUCGGCGCUAAGUUCUGGGAAGUGAUUAGCGACGAGCACGGCAUCGACCCCACGGGUCACAGUGUGGGCGCCACUGACCUCCAGUUGGAGCGCAUUAACGUCUACUACAACGAGACGUCCGGUAACUCCUACGUGCCGCGGGCUAUACUCUUGGACUUAGAGCCGGGAACUAUGGAUGCGUCUAUUGCAUAA